Molecule: messenger RNA, 1869 nt
Organism: Spea bombifrons (plains spadefoot toad)
Lineage: Eukaryota; Metazoa; Chordata; Amphibia; Anura; Pelobatidae
Gene: AMHR2
Product: anti-Mullerian hormone receptor type 2
Exons: 13
Coding region: 1-1698 (565 amino acids)
Biological process (GO): cellular response to growth factor stimulus; BMP signaling pathway; protein phosphorylation
Cellular component (GO): plasma membrane; signaling receptor complex
Molecular function (GO): transforming growth factor beta receptor activity; ATP binding
Source: RefSeq, a predicted model, not a curated record
AUGUUCUCAUUGCAAGUUUUGCAUUACCACGCUGGACCAGAACACUACCUCUCAAGAUUACAAACUCAUCAGCUUAUCGGAAUGUCUCAUGAGACUUCAGUUCUCAGCCUUCUCCUCCUCAGCUCCACUAUGUUCCUACCAGUUGUCCAUCUUGAAGGCAUCUUGUGUGCGCUGUUUGCAAACUCCUCUUUUCCUGUCAAGUUCCCUAUUUCUCAAUUUGGGGUGGAGAAGGAGCCAGGAAAGAUACAUUGUGAACACAGCAACUGCUGCAUGGGCAUGUGGAGUGAGCUUGAUGGACAGCUGCAACCUGUUGUACUGAGUUGCUUUCCAGACAGUGCAGUGUGCGGGUCUGCGGUCUGCUCUCCAGUAGAAAGGGAAUCUAUGUACUACUGCAUGUGUUCUUCAGAUAUGUGCAACGCAAACAUCACCCGUCACCACAAACCAAGUGCUCCCACCCAAGCUGAACUGGAGACAUGUGCUCGCUGGAACCUGUCCUGUGAUUGGAUUGGAGAAGCGAGGGAGCAACUGAGGAAUGCAAGCAGCUUCAGUAAGGGAAUGAACACUCAUAAGUUCAUAGUUAUCCUCUUUUUGAUAAUGUGUGUCUUGGUGUUCAUUAAAGUUUUAAGGAAACUCAAAAUAAGAAAGGAUGAAAUACUUGAACUUCAGGAUGUUCUCACUCAGGAUGAGUGUUCCUCACCAACCCUGCCAGUGGAAGGACUCACCUUACUACAGGCAUUAAGAGAAGAGCAGUUAGAAGCACAUUUGUGGCUUGGACUUCUGCAUGGUAGGGGUGUGAUCAUAAAGAGUUUCCCACCACCACUGAGAGAAGUGUACCAAAAGGAGUGGAGAAUCCUUAGCCUUCUGUCCCCACUUCAGCAUGAAAACAUUGUACGCCUUCUAGCAGCAGGUGGUGGUGACAAAGGACCCCUGGAACAUCACCAGCUUUUGGUUCUACAACAUUAUCCAGAGGGAUCUCUCAGAAAUUACUUAACUGGUCACACCACUGACUGGGUCACAGCUUGUCGAAUGGCUGCUUCCUUGGCUCGAGGACUGGCAUUUCUUCAUGCAGACUUAUGGAGAGGUUCCUAUAAACCAGCGAUAGCUCACCGGGAUCUAAGCAGCGACAACAUAUUGGUACAAGCUGAUUGCUCUUGUGUAAUCUCAAACUUUGGUCUGUCUGUGGUCCUGGAGAGCAUCCAGAUGAAAAAUAAGAAGGAACAAGACCCAGAUUUAAUAAGCAUGACAGGCACUUUGAGGUACAUGUCCCCAGAGAUGCUGGAUGGCUUCCUUAAUCUCGUGUCCUGGGAGAUGGCGCUGACACAAGCUGACGUCUAUUCUCUUGGGCUCCUGCUAUGGGAAAUAUUCAUCCGCUGCAAUGACUUAUAUGAAGAUCAUCAGGCUCCAGACUUCCAGGUAGUUUUCUCUGAAGAGCUGGGUCCAAACCCAACACUUUGUGAACUACAGACCUUGGUAGUGGAGAAUAAAGAAAGACCUCGGCUUCCUAAACCCUGGACCAGAAACGUCCAGCUCAGUUUGGCGCUCUGGGAAACACUGGAGGACUGUUGGGAUCCUGACUCUGAGGCUCGUCUGACAGCACAGUGCAUGGAGCAGAGACUCUGUAACCUCUGCCCCUUACAGGCCAAAUCACAGCAAGGAGAAGCUAUCACGGAAACUACUAGGAACUGUCCGGUGCCCUAAUGUCCAGCAGACAGACGGGAGUCUGUGCCGCAUACAGCCUGCUCAUCAGGGAGGAAUCUAUUUAACAUUUUUUGAUCUCUGGUACAUUACUGACUGCUUCUGAUUCCUGUUACAUUUUGUAAGGCUUUCAUAUAAAGUAUUUCUUCUUCCUCCUUUUCUUUAUUGGCCUGA